Molecule: messenger RNA, 2863 nt
Organism: Durusdinium trenchii
Lineage: Eukaryota; Dinophyceae; Suessiales; Symbiodiniaceae
Source: the annotation of a GenBank genome assembly
AUGACCGCCUUUUCCGUGUGGCUUUUCGGAAACUCCCACACCGCCGUGAACUAUCGGGUGCCACUUUGUCCGGCGACACAUGACCCCGAGUGUCAACGGAACUGCCUCCAGCAGACCACCGCGGGAAAGCUGCAACGGUUGAUGCAGCAAGCGGCACGACGCGCCACCCGCUACUUUACAGGGUACUUGCAAAAGCCACAACCAGUCGGACGGAAAGAACUCCAGCAAGCCGCCAAGCAAUUGCAUUUUCUCCACACCAACGCUGGCAAAGAUCCGACCGGGACCCACUAUCGCAAGGUGGCCAGUCGCGUGUUUGGCGACCUCGAAUUUCGAUGUUCCGUCCGACCAAUCACCGAAGAGUUCAUGUUAGCCGGUUUCGGCGACAGCCAAGAUCCCACAGCCGCAGAGUGUAUCCGCUCUUUCCCGGUCGUGCCGUUCGUCGGCGCAGAGUGGUUGACCUACCUCGACGGACGCAACGAAAUUCGCUACAAAGUCAAACCAGCCGGAUACACGACCACGGAGAUUAAGCUGUCGGAAGUUUACGGCUGGCGUGGACAAGAUACCCGUGUGUAUUAUCUGUCACCCUGGGAAUUUGUAAAAUGGUGGACCUUGAAAAAACUGCGGCCGCCGCCCAACGAAGGGCCUGUUUCCGCUGAGUGCUUAAGCGAGUGGAUGCCAGACCAUGACCCCACAUCCAUACCCGAAGAUGGGUGGCAGUUUGGACGCGGCUACUGCUGGAAAGAAAAAUUACCGACUUCUCAAGCAGAAACGAUCCUACGGCUGCCAGAACAACCAUUCCUCGCAGCUGCAGCCGAGUACUAUCUAGAACGACAUUCCGAGGCCUUAGUUCCCUAUCCAACGGUCUGCCCACUGCCUCGUCCGGACAUGUCGAAAGAGGACCAGGCGCGGCUACUGAAUGUGUAUCUUCGCCCUUGGACUUUGGACGCCAAUGCCGUGAGCUUGCGUACAUCAGCUCAGCAGAUUGCUUGGAAAGUGAGCCCUGGCAUACCCGAACUCCCGCCGUCCGACACCGCCGAAGCAGCGCGUCGCGCGGCUGCGGCGGAGCGGCCGCCAGCCGUGCGAUGGAUCUAUGGGAAUCUGAACGAGACAGCCGCUGCCGACUGGCUCCGCAGUUUGCAACAGGCGGAGACAGGGCCCGUGCCCACGCCCGAACAGACACAGUUCCUGCAGGCCAUCAUAAACCGCUGCUUAACAGAAACCACCGAAGAACAGACCCAGCGGAUCGGCAAGAGUGAACCCUGGAGAGGAAUUUGCCAUGGAGUCCCCGGCGCAGGCAAGAGUCAAACGUUGAAGUGGCUCCGACGAUUCUUUGAGGAGCUCUGCGGGUGGCACCUCCAGACGGAAUUCGUCUAUCUAGCCCCUCAAAAUACCCAGGCCGCGCUCAUUCAGGGCAUGACGCUCCAUGCGUUCGCGAACAUCCGCAUCAAAGCCAAAGGCCAAGGCGGCGAACGAGAGCGGGGGCCCGACCAAUUCGUCCAGUACCAACGGUUGCGCUGGCUCGUGCUAGACGAAAUCUCCACAGUCGGCCUCGAAGUCCUAGCCACCCUCGAAAAAAAGGUGGCCAGCCUCCAAAAGGUUUUGUGGUCACGGACUGAAUCCGGUCUCCACGCACUCUUCGAGUUGACCACCGAGCAACGUUGCGUGGACCCCUGGCUAAGCCUAGUCUUGAAACAAGCACGCCACAGUGCCAUGUCGCAGGAUGUAUGGUGCUUUCUCCAUGGGUUUCCGACCCGGUACCGAGCGUGGGACUUCGACACCAAAGCUUGCCUCUGCGGCACGGCUGCCUGCCAGACCCUCCCCCUUGCGUGGGCAACUACCCCUGAUCUACCUUGGGAAGCUCGCUUAGAACAAGAAUGUCCCCAGUGCCGAAUCGAAAGACGACGCAGGUGCCUGCUAGGUCGGGAUCCAAAGUCCGCGAAGUUUGCGGCGCAACCAUUCAUCCACGGUCUCAAGGCUGCCAAAUACAUAGCCACUAAUCUCCGAGCUCGGGAAGUAGCAGUUAGCCAACAGCAAACCAUCCUUUGGGUGAUCGCCGCCGACACCCCUCUUUUCCACUUGGACACCGAUGCACCGGCUGAGUUGCAAGCUCGGAAAAGCAACUGGCUGCAGCGGCACGACCAAGCCACCGGUGGGAUUGUCGGAAUCUUGCCCUUGUUGCCUAACAUGCCUAUACGUAUCACCCAAACCUUACCAGAACUAAAACCGUUUGGACUCUUCAAAAAUACCCGUGGCACCCUAUACAGUUGGACCUUGCACGAACUUGACAUUGCACGUCUCUCCCGCACGACACCCGGUGCAGAACUGGUCCUGGAAAAACUACCCUUGGCGCUCUACGUCCAGAUUCCGGGUUCGACGUGGCAACUACACCCAGCCCUGCCACCUGGCGUCGCGUGCAUCAAACCUACGGUCCAGCAGUGGACCCUUCAGCCAGGGGGCCGUGCGACCAUCGCCCGCAGAGGGUUUCCAGUGGCAUCCGACUAUUCCGGAACAGCGCAUUCCUUCAUGGGUGCUACGUUGGAAGCAUGCACCCUGGAGCUCACUGGUCCACAUACGUAUUUGGAGUUCCACCGCAAGAAGCUCUCCUUAGCGCAAGCCAAAGCUCGGUUUGAAAAAGAUGCGCCCAAGCGAAGACGUCAGCCCGACGUCAUGCUCUAUUGCCGAAACUGCAGCCCUCGCAGCAAUAUGCCAGACAGACUUCUACCUCUUCGAGACUUCGUCACCGUCUGGGACCGGGAAGCAUGGUAUAAAAUUUUGGAACAAGGAAUGGACCGUCUUUGCCCGCAGCGCCGAAGCCCCGAGUCAGGAAAGCAGCCUCCAACACCAACAGAUGCACCAGAUGCAU